AUGAAUAACAUCAAACAACAACUUACAAAUAGGAAGAAGGUUACGCCUGGUGAUGAGUUAUAUAGAACCAUCCUAAGCCACUCUGAUACAUUGGAUGAACUUCAAAAGAAUUUCGAAAGACAACAACAACAAUUCUUUACAUCCGCCACUCAGUCCAAACAACUUGCCGAUGCAUUGAAGAGGUAUGGUGAGACGGCAUCAGGUUUCAACUCGAGGAUACCAUUGCAUGAUUGUAUGCAACGUGCAUCAGAGUGGCAGAACUCAUUGAGUGAUUGCUUCAAUCAUCUUGGCAAUGUCCUAUAUGAUAGGACCACACAGCCACUCAAAGAGACCAUCAGAAUCCAGGUCGAUGUCGUGAAGGAUGCCAAACACAAGCUGAAAAAGCUGACGCCAACUGGCGACGUAAACACCACCACUGGCGGCGGCGCAAGCAGCCAGCCAACCAGUCCACCAACAUCGUCGGCACUCAAGAGCACGCCAGACAGCAAGCGCGAACAGGACAUAUACGAUAGAGCACGCAAGGAGACUGCGCUAUUAUAUGGCGACUCGGAGCUGGCGCUGGAGAACUCGGCCAUCCAGACAAUACUCUCGGCCUACGAGGCCUACUCCGACUUUUUCCAAAAGGGUGCCUUCCAAAUGGCACGCAUCAAGGUGGACAUUGACAACUAUCGCAAGGUGAUACUCGAGACGAAUAGAGUGGCCGCAAAACUGCGUAACUAUAUCCCGCGCAAGACAUUUGGAGUCAAGUUGGAGGAGGUGUUUGCACGCGAGUCAACAAGACCCAUUCCAGUGUUCCUCGAGGAGAUCUUCCAAUACCUGGAGAAGAGUGCACCAGCCAUCGAGGGCAUAUUCCGAGUUGGCGCAGGCAAGUCAUCAAUAGAGAUGUUACAACAGAAGAUUGAGAUGAGUCAACCCUUGGACCUACACACAAUCCUCGAUCCUCAUGUCGUCUCCUCCGUCCUCAAACUAUUCUUCCGCUCACUACCCGAGCCUGUAGUCCACUACACCAUAUACCAACAUUACCUCUCUGUAUCAAAACUACCAUCAUCCGAACAUAUUCCUCAAUUGAGAAGACUAGUGUCUUCAUUACCAGUGGCCAACCAGGUCAUCUUGCGCAAUGUACUAUCAUUGUGCAACACUAUUAGACAGAGCAAGGAGGUGACAAAGAUGGAUGUGAACAACUUGGCGGUGGUGUUGGGACCGGCUCUGCUUGAGCCAAUACCCAACCUCACAGUGGAGGAUAUUCAGAAGCCAGAGACAUUCGCAGAGUUCAACGCAUUGUUCAUCCUCAUGAUUGAGAACCAUCAUUCAAUCUUCCCAUCACAAUCAGUCAACAGCGAGCUGUCUGGCCGCAUCAGAGCGUUCACCGAGUCGGUGAUCCCACCCAAGCUCAACUCAGAGCUGUCACGCUCCAACCAAGACCUGAGCAGACCAAUACUCCUGUCACCUCCCAUCAAGUCCGCCACACUGGUACAGCAACAACACCUUGCACCAUCCACUGCCGUACUAGAGACAUCUGCAACAACACCAUCAUCAAUGCUCUCUGGCACCACAUCACCAAUGAGAUUCAAUACUCCUCGUAGUGCAAUUGGCAGUCCAGAGCAUAAUAGUAGCUAUCAUAUCUCAUUGACACCAGACUCGAGUCAUCAUGGAGCAGGUGGUGGUGGCAAUCAUACAUCACCCAAUCGAAAGAAGAGUAUGAUGCUCUCACGACAAGGCAGUGACUUCCUCAAACCAAUCGACAUGCAGAUACACUUUAUGAACAUCACCAGCAACUUCACACGUCUCAAGACCAUCGUAGACAACACCAACUCCACCGAACAAGGUAUCCACCUCAUCAAACUAUUCAAGAAGUUAUCAGAUAUAUCUAUAUCGAUACAGAAGAUUACAAGGUUUGCAUUUACGAGAGAUAGACCGGUGAUUGAUCAAGCUGAUGAUAAGUUGACAAAGGCAAAGAAGACAUUGGUAUAUACUUAUGAGAACAAUAUUGACUUGAUCAAAGAUGCCAAAGACAUUUAUGAAUCAUGUGAAGACAUCAAUGUAUCCAAAGAACUUGAACGUUUCGUCGCACAAUUCGACACAUGUAUCCUAGAAGAGUUGGAUGCAAUGAACAAACAACUACAACAACAAUAG
This is a messenger RNA of Acytostelium subglobosum LB1, 2133 nucleotides long. RefSeq lists its product as hypothetical. Bases 1 to 2133 code for a protein of 710 amino acids. Gene Ontology annotation, biological process: small GTPase-mediated signal transduction. Gene Ontology annotation, molecular function: GTPase activator activity. The record is from RefSeq and is a predicted model, not a curated record. The transcript is spliced from 5 exons. Gene Ontology annotation, cellular component: cytoplasm. NCBI's taxonomy places the organism in Eukaryota, Evosea, Eumycetozoa, Acytosteliales, Acytosteliaceae.